This is a messenger RNA of Plasmodium falciparum 3D7, 1728 nucleotides long. RefSeq names its product dual specificity protein phosphatase family protein (gene YVH1). The record is from RefSeq and is a predicted model, not a curated record. NCBI's taxonomy places the organism in Eukaryota, Apicomplexa, Aconoidasida, Haemosporida, Plasmodiidae.
AUGAUUGUUAAAGUUUUUGAUUAUAUAUAUAUUAGUAAUGUAUAUAAUGCAAAUGAUAUUUAUGAACUCAUAAAAUUAAAUAUAGGAGGAGUGUUAACAUGUUUCGAUUGUACAUGCAUUGAAUGGUGUCAUCAUAAUGAUACAAACGUGACGAAUAAAAUUUUUUAUAAAGAUAUAUUUGUUAACACCAAAAAAGAUUUAAUAAAAUGUGAUGUACCCAUUAUUACCAAUAAAUCAGUGAACUCUGAUAUAAUAGGAGGAACACAUCAAAUUAAUAAUUAUUAUAAUGAACAAAAUAAUAACUACCAUGAUAAUACAUAUAAGGAAUUUACUCAGACGCACAAAACAAAUAUAGAUCCUUCCCAAAUAAAAUCUGAUCAUAUAAAUGAGGAACGUAAAGAACAUUAUGAUUAUAUUAUUUUUCCUAGUGAUAUUAUAAAUAAUACUCAAUGUAAUAAUAAUAAUUUAAAGGAUUAUAUAAAAUCGAUGUUAAUAUUAAAAGAAGAUGCCUACAUAGAUUUUGAUGUAAUUCAUAUGGACCAACUAAAAAAUAAACAUAAUAAUAAUAAUAAUAAUAACAACAACAACAAUAAUAACAAUAAUAAUAAUAAUAAUAAUAAUAAUUGUUGUACAUUUAAAAAUCCAGACAUAUCGAAUACUUCUCAACAUCAUGUAGAACAUAUUCAAAUCCAUAAAAGUAAUAGUCAUUCCAACAUACCCUCUGACAAUAUAAAUUUUUGUAAUAAAAAAUAUGAUAAGAAUCUUUCAAGAAGCGUCGAGAUAUCCGAAAAAGAUAAACACCCAGAAAAUAGUCUUCUGUACGAAUUUGUAAAUAAAGACAAAUUAAAUUAUAAAAUAAAUCAAGAAGAAGAUACUGUAUCUAGUGAAAAAAAUAAAUUAUGUGAUAAUAAUAAUAAUAAUAAUAUGGUACAUACAAGACAUAUAUAUAAUGUGUGUGAACUAAAUAAAUGUUUAAGAGAAAAUAAAUUAAUUCCUUAUAAUAAUAUUUAUAAAAUGAAACAUUUAUAUUUAAAUAUAUUAGAUACUUUUGAUGAAAAUAUACUUAAACAUGUAAAUAAGGCACAUUUAUUUAUUGAUAGUGUUAUUCAAAAAAAAAAAAAUAUUUUAAUACAUUGUAUGGCUGGCAUAUCAAGAUGUUCAUCUAUUAUUUUAUCUUAUGUAUCAAAAAAAAACAAAAAAGGAAUAGAAUACAAUUUUAAUUUAUUAAAAAGUAAAUACCCAUUUGCUCAUCCCAAUGAAAACUUUUAUCGUCAACUCUUACUCUAUGAAAAAAUGAAUUAUACUCUAGAUGGAUGCACUGAUUAUCACAACAUUUAUAAAAAAAUUAAAAUGAACAGGGAAAACUUAGAGGAGUUAAAAAUUCUUAAUUUAAAAAAUGAUAAACAACCAAUAUAUAAUUUCCGAUGCAAACAUUGUAAUUAUGUCCUCUUCAACGACAACGAAAUUAUAAAACACGACUUUAAAAUAUCUAAAAUAAAAAAAAAUUAUGGAAAUUCUUGCACAAGUAUAUUCAUAGAAAAAAAAGAAUGGAUAUUGACAGAAAAUAAAAUGAAAGGAGUUUUAAAUUGUCCUAAUGUAAAUUGUAACAUAAAAUUAGGAAAAUGGUCGUGGACUGGUAUAUGUUGUUCAUGUGGAUAUUUGCAGAUUCCUGCUUUUAUGAUAAACUCAUCAAAUGUUGAUCGCAUGAAUAUUUCCAAAACAGUGUAA